Messenger RNA from Tetrapisispora phaffii CBS 4417, 2898 nucleotides. RefSeq names its product Pet309p (gene PET309). Gene Ontology annotation, molecular function: protein binding. Bases 1 to 2898 code for a protein of 965 amino acids. NCBI's taxonomy places the organism in Eukaryota, Fungi, Ascomycota, Saccharomycetes, Saccharomycetales, Saccharomycetaceae. The record is from RefSeq and is a predicted model, not a curated record. The transcript has a single exon.
AUGUUGAAAUGCACUUCUUCGUUGUUGCAUUCUGCAACAAAAAUAAAAUGGCCUCCAGGUAGACCCAGCAGGAUUAAGGAGGCACUUGAGAGAUCUGGUAGUGAUUAUAGUGCGAGGGAUUCUGGUUUGGUGGCAAAGUAUUAUUUGAGUCAUCGGAAUGAAGAACUUUUCGUCGACGAGAGGCGAUUGUUAUUGAAUUGGCUGCAUGCCUUAAAAGACCAUAAAAAUGUGUUUUUAAUAGGUAAGAAGUUCUUAUUUGAUGCUGGCACCGAAGGCCCCACAUUACACCAGAACGUUGAUUACAAAAAGAGAGUUCAAUGUGGACGACUCCGAGAUGAUGCUACAUUAAGGGAAAUAAGGACGUUCAUGAAUUCAAUGGUUCAUGAAAAGAAAGGUAUUCUAUUGGACGCAUUUAUGGAAGAGAUUAUUGCCCAGCAAUCAAUUAAAAAUAAAAUAAAGGUAAUUAAGAUAAUCAAUUCAGUGUUAGAUAGAAUGGUAACAAUUGGUUUACCCACCUCUGAAGUGGUUAUUAAAUGGGCUAAAUGGAUGACUCUAUUGAACGGUGAUUGUGAAUUUUAUACUUAUAUUGAUAACAAGGUAUUUUUGAAGAAAUUGUUAUAUUUGAUAAAGACAGACGCAAACUUUAAAGAUCCAUCAAGUUCGGUAUGCAUUGACUUAUUACAAUUUAUGAUGGAUAGACAAGGAUCAACCGUUGCUGCUCAAUUGGGGACCACACUAAUGACACUUUUAUCAAGAGAAGCAAAAUAUCAAAUAGCUGAAGGUGUAUGGAAAUUCAAAAUAGUCAAUAAUCUUCCUAUUGUUAAAUCAGAUUUAACGAAUAUAAUGAAAGCAUACUGUUACACUAAUAAUUACGAAAAAGCAAAACUUGUACAUGAAGAACAUGAAGAGGCACAUGAUGAAAACCAACAAUUUGAUUAUUUAUUACUGGCUCAUUCAAAAUUAAGACAUUGGGAUGCAUUACAGAAAGAAUUUGAUGGCUUAUUCGGAAUUGGAGAAUUGCCCAAUAUUAACCAAUAUGGUAUUAUCAUGAACGCAUUGGCUCAAGUAGGAGAAGUAGAAAGUGUAGAAAAAUUAUACUCACAGUUGCUAAGAAGAAAUAUGCUGCCUUCGUUGAAAGUAUUACAAGCUUUAUUGAUUGCAAACUUUGAAUCUGGUAAUUUUUCCGCAUGUUUGACACAAUUCGAAUACUUUAAAAAGUAUGGAAUCAAACCGACUUCAUUAACAUAUAAAACAAUGUUGAAAGUCUAUAGAAAUUUGGCUAAUAUAGAUAAUGCUUUAAAAAUGUUGAAACAGAUGUCGAAAGAGAAUCCCGAAUGUGUGAAUGAAACACACAUUUCCAUUGUAAUCAGUAUGUGUUCUAAAACCACAAAUCCUUUGAUUGCUCAAGAACUUUUUGAUAUUAUGAUAAAUCAUUAUUCUAUCUCUCCAACUGGGAGAUCUGUUAGUUCUUUGAUGAAAGUCUAUCGAAGUUCAUCACUUCUUGGAAAAUCUUUACAAUUAUUCAAGAAAUAUGCCGUGAAAGAGCCAGUUUCAGAAAACAUUAUUCUGAUAUAUAAUGAAGCUCUAAGGGCUUAUACAGACCUAGGUGAUUCCGAAAAUUAUGAUAGGUUGUUUAAAGAAAUAUUGGAUAAAAAUAUUAAGGUUGAGGAGGGAUUUUACAGAAGUGUUUUACAUUUUAUGGCCACUUUAUCCCAGGAUCUUGAAGGGGCAAAGGAAACUCUUAUGAAACUUUGCGUAGAUCCUUCGGUGAAAGCAUUGCCAUCUCAUUUUGAAAUAUUAAUGAAGGCGUAUAUGAAAAGAUCGAACUACAAAGAGGUUAUUAACUUAUAUGCUAAAAUGAAUGAAUACAAAAUCCCAGUUUCGUCGAAAGUUCUCUUUUACUUAAUUAAAGCAAAUUUCGAAAUUCAACUCAAUUCUGAUAGUAAUCUAGAUUCCUCAAUCAAUUUUGUAAAUAACAUAUUAACUAAUACUGCAAACAAAACAUUGAAUAUGACUGUGCCAAAUCUUCACCCAGCUAUCAUUGCAUAUCCUAUGAGAGUUCUUGCCAAGUUUGAUAACCCAUCAAAAUCACUACAAUUACUAGAAAACUAUUCCAACUUAUUCCCUAAUACCAAUAACAGAGCUAGUAUCAAUGAUAGCUUUUCAGUAAUGAGAUCUUUAUUGAUUUUAUGUGCCGAGGUCAAUGAAUGGGAUGAUUUCUCGUUAGUUUUUGAAAAGUAUAUUGAUAAAAUUGAACAUCACAGAAAUUUACCUUCAGCCACUACACCUAAUUUAUAUUUAUCCAAAUUGAUGUUAGGUUUAUUGAAAUAUAAAGUAGAAGAAUGCAAACAGAAAAACUCAAUCGAUCAACUUCCUAAGCUAUUGGAAAGGAUUAAGAAAUUGGGAUUAGAAGUAGACAAUCAUUCGAUUAAUGUCAUUGUCACAGCAUUGUGCAAAGACACUAGAACAAUCAUGCAAAGCAUUAAUAUAGUUAACAAUCAAUUAAUCCACGGUUAUAAUUUAAUCCGUAAAACAAGAUUGUUACAACAUAUUUCGAAAGAAAAUCAUAUAUAUAAAGAGAAAUCGUGGUUAUUACAACAAAAGGAAAACAAUCCAGGCAGUUUUAUUCCAAAAAUAUAUCUGAAGCCUGAUACAUUGAAUGUAUUAAGUGAAUCAUUAGAUAGCUAUCUGAAUGACUCAGAUGAUAUAAUAAAAGCGGUAAGAGAUAUGAUUAAUAAAAAUAAAUAUUUCAUGAAGACCUAUCUAAUGCAUCCUAGAAAUAACAUAGAGAGGUGGGACUCAAUCAAAGAUGAAUUUAAAGAAUAUCUUGAGUAUAUUCAAACUAAUAAAAGAUCUAUUUCGAUAGAUGAACUUAAUAAAUUAAAGGAUCAGAAUUGA